AUGGCCGCUUCGCUUCCAAACAACAUGGUUUCACAGUACGACGAGGAAUUCACCAACUCCACAAAUCGAUUCAUCUCCAAAUUGACUGAAAACCUUCAAACUCACCAAGAUCAGGACGGAGCCACUAACGAAGAAGAUAAGAUCCAAAAAGCUCAAGAUCACGGAGAGGAAAACGAUGAAGAUGAAGAUCACGGAGAGGAAAAUGAUGAAGAGACCGGAAAAUCUGGUGGUCCCCGAGGUCUCGAGCCUACUCGUUAUGGUGAUUGGGAACGUAAUGGUCUUUGCUCUGAUUUCUAA
This is a messenger RNA of Cynara cardunculus var. scolymus (artichoke), 297 nucleotides long. Its product is annotated as succinate dehydrogenase assembly factor 4, mitochondrial-like. The transcript has a single exon. Gene Ontology annotation, cellular component: mitochondrion. The record is from RefSeq and is a predicted model, not a curated record. The coding region runs from base 1 to 297 and encodes 98 amino acids. Lineage: Eukaryota; Viridiplantae; Streptophyta; Magnoliopsida; Asterales; Asteraceae. Gene Ontology annotation, biological process: mitochondrial respiratory chain complex II assembly.